CUCUUCUCACCUCUUCAUAUCCCCAGCUUGUUCGAGACCAAACCAGAGAGUCAGAAGCUGUUCCCCAAGUUUGCUGACCUUUCCAAAGAGCAGCUGCAGAACAAUCCUGACCUGAAGGCCCAUGGGGGAAUCAUCCUCUGCAAGCAGACAGAAUUCCUACAAGAUAGAGGGCAGGACACAAAAACUGUGAAGGCUUUGGCAGAAACUCAUGCCAAGCAGCAUAAGAUCCCUCAGGUCUACUUUCAGAUCAUCAGUGACGUUAUUGUUGAAGUGGCAGCAGAGAAGAUUGAAGGCUUUAGCACUGGUUCACAAACAGCCCUGAAGGAUGUGCUGAAGACAUUUCAAACUAAAAUGGGAGAUUGCUAUGAUGAACUGGGGUUUGAUAAAUGAUUAUUUGUGUUGGCUGUCUUUAUCUGAUGCUGCUUGACUCACGUAUGAAUAAAACUACUAAAGGGA
This is a messenger RNA of Erpetoichthys calabaricus (reedfish), 456 nucleotides long. Its product is annotated as myoglobin-like. The record is from RefSeq and is a predicted model, not a curated record. NCBI's taxonomy places the organism in Eukaryota, Metazoa, Chordata, Cladistia, Polypteriformes, Polypteridae. The annotation marks the transcript as partial. Gene Ontology annotation, cellular component: extracellular exosome. The transcript has 2 exons. Gene Ontology annotation, biological process: oxygen transport. Gene Ontology annotation, molecular function: heme binding; oxygen binding.